Mesoplodon densirostris (Blainville's beaked whale) is the source of this 1919-nucleotide messenger RNA. It is a transcript of the gene OPALIN, whose product is annotated as oligodendrocytic myelin paranodal and inner loop protein. The transcript has 6 exons. NCBI's taxonomy places the organism in Eukaryota, Metazoa, Chordata, Mammalia, Artiodactyla, Ziphiidae. The record is from RefSeq and is a predicted model, not a curated record. The coding region runs from base 65 to 496 and encodes 143 amino acids. Gene Ontology annotation, cellular component: plasma membrane; cell-cell contact zone.
CACCAGCAAGAAAGGAGCUUGCUGACGGCAGUGUUUGGAGAAAGCUCUCGGGAGGCUGUCGGAAAUGAGUUUUUCACUGAACUUCACACUGCCGGCCAACACAACUUCCUCCCCAGCUGUUACCAGCGGGAAAGGAGCAGACUGUGGACCCUCUCUUGGGUUAGCAGCUGGCAUCCCGUCCCUGGUGGCCACGGCCCUGCUGGUGGCCUUACUAUUUACUCUGAUUCACCAAAGAAGAAGCAGCAGUGAGUCCACCGAGGAAAGUGAGAGGCCUUGUGAAAUUUCAGAAAUCUAUGACAGUCCCAGGAUAGCUGAGAAUCCUAGGAGGUUACCUACACAGGAGAAGAAUAUCAUGGGAGCAGAAGAAGCCCACAUAUACGUGCAGACUGUUUCAGGAAGUGAGGAGCCCACUCGUGACACUUACCACCGUCCUGCUGUCGAAGUGCAGAGAAGGAGGGCGUUGUGGUGGCUUAUUCCCAGACUGAGCCUGGAGUGAUGCAACACAGCCAAGGAGCAGAUCUGGAGCUGGAACAGAGCUAAGCACACAGGGGUUUGUGCUCGGAGUGAGGAGAGACGCCACGCUGCUUCUUAACCAAUCCAAAUUUCAUUUGCAGAUCCGGAAAACUUUGGGGUUGACUUUACUCUUUAAGGGACAGAUCUGGUAAGGUUCAUUCCAAUGCUCAGACCUUGUGGUUUCAUAAGCAGUGAAGUCAUUGUGCAUCCAAAAGGAGCCCUUGGAUCCUGCUCUUGACCCCAGUGGGGAUUGGCUUUUCUUUGUGAUUUGGGGAAAGGGGUUUGAUUUCUCGGUGACUUGCCCCCUCAUCUUUUUUCAUAUCCAUUUUCUCAAAAAAGCCAUCAGACCUGGCUUCCACGGGCAGGUUGGCCAAGGCUAGCAUGGUGGAAGUUGGGAUAUAAAUGAAACGUACAGGGGAUGUGUGAGGAGAAGCAGUUCCUUAUUUCUGAACAACUCAGGGUAGAAACCAUGAUGAACCACAUGUUCCCUGACCACAGGGGCAGCCCACUGCUGCAUCAUUCAUCACUCCCACUUGUGAUCAGAGGGUAUUUAAGGAAGGCAGUUCUGUAACGGGCUCUGUGUCUGUGUGUGGGUGUGUGCGCACGGAGGGUAAAUAGGGAGAAGGGAAAGCAGAGGUUGUUUCAAAAGAUUAUUAGAAAUGAGGGCUAUAACCAUUUUGCGGGAGUGGAGAGAAAGGCCCAAGUCCUUGGACCAUCAUGGGGAAAAAGUCAUUAGCAGGAAGAAAGAUCAAGAGGACUCUGGGUGGAUGAACACAAGACCAAAGGGAUGGGCCAAGUAGCAAUGUGACUGUCAUCUGAGGGGAGCCCAUGGACAGUGUCACCAUCACUUCUGUGAGGAGGCUUACAGGAGUCCUGGUUCCCCUAUGCAGGUCCAUUGCUUGUGAGCACGCCAGGUCUCCUGGUGGGAGAACCUGGGUCCAGGGCAUCUUGGGGUCCACCCACCAGCUCCUUGUACCUCCUUGAAAUGCUGUGGAAAUAUUCCUUUCUCACACGGGGAGCCUGAUUGCUCAGAAACACACCUCCUCUUCUUUAAAUAACCAAGGACAGGUUAUACGCAUCCAAUCACUGCCACACGCUGACACAUGCUCUUCAAAGCUCUUUGUGAAAUUCAGUUUUGUACCAAGUCCACUGAGUCUAGUCCCGUUAACAAGCAGAUUUGUCCGUUUUUAAGCGGACAUGCCCAGGGAUCCAGGUGCUUAUACUUCUCUUACACGUUGGGAAGGACCUUGGAUUUGCUGAGAACAUGACUGUGGCCUUAGCCUUGACACUCAAAGGUCUGAGCUCUGGAGCAUAUCAUGGGCCUUAGCUCUCUAUGUACAAAAUGGAGAUAGCUGUUUUCUUCCUCCUACCCUUAGGGGUGUUGUGAGGCUGAAAAAGACAAGUGA